AUGGAGUUGGAGAAUGUGGCAGAGCCAUGUAUCAUUGAAACUGUAGUGGAUAAUAUUGUAUGCGAGGAAGGAAAUGCUGCAGAGACAGAGCUGGAGACUGACAAGAAAGAGCCCAACGAGGCUGUCGCGACGGAAAGUUCUGGAGCAGAUACCGUUUCUACAUCAGAAAUUGUCUCAGAUGUGCAGAACUCUGUAGCAGUACUAGAAAUUUCUGAAGACACGACAAGGAAGCCUGAGGAACAUGCAGAGGAAGGUAGUGUCUUGGGAGGUGCAUCUGAACCCAGUAUUUCUGCUCCUGACAUUGUGCAGAGUGUUGUCGUCGAGCAGGUUAUUUUAGAUCAGGUGUGA
Molecule: messenger RNA, 348 nt
Organism: Cylicostephanus goldi
Lineage: Eukaryota; Metazoa; Nematoda; Chromadorea; Rhabditida; Strongylidae
Source: the annotation of a GenBank genome assembly